AUGUCGUCGAACCCACGGUCUAGGCGCAACCUGCGCGCCGGCGACCUGGCGAUGCCUUCAGCGCCCAGCCAGGCCGGUCCUUCAUGGAUGCAUCCGCCGUCCGCUUUUAGCACUGUAGGCGCUACGCCCGCUCAACUGGCGCUGCUAACGUCAUAUCGGCCGUCAGGCCUGUCGUCGGACCCCGUAGUCGUGGCCGUCAACAAGCGCAAACGGGAGGCCGACGACGACCUCUUCGGUGAUAAUGGGCUUGAGGACCCAGAGGUAGUCGACUUGGUGGACAAGGACGAAGUCCCAGCCGAGAUUCUCAACAAGAAGGAGAAGAAAUGGGUCAAGCUGGGCGCCUUGGACUGCGUCAUCUGCAUGGACAAUGCCACAGAUCUGACAGUCACGCACUGCGGCCACCUCUUCUGCUCCGAAUGUCUUCACUCGGCCCUCAACAUGGACCCGUCCAGGAGAAUCUGCCCCAUCUGCCGCCGCAAGAUCGACAAGCUGCCCGGCUCUGGCAAGUUCAGCCGGGGCGGAAAGGGCUUCUACCCGCUCGAGCUCAAGCUGAUGACCAAGCCGACGCCGAGUGCCAGCCAUGAGCAAUCCUAA
Chaetomium strumarium is the source of this 594-nucleotide messenger RNA. RefSeq lists its product as uncharacterized. Lineage: Eukaryota; Fungi; Ascomycota; Sordariomycetes; Sordariales; Chaetomiaceae. The record is from RefSeq and is a predicted model, not a curated record. Bases 1 to 594 code for a protein of 197 amino acids. The transcript has 2 exons. Gene Ontology annotation, molecular function: SUMO-ubiquitin ligase activity.